Saprolegnia parasitica CBS 223.65 is the source of this 1157-nucleotide messenger RNA. RefSeq lists its product as hypothetical. Lineage: Eukaryota; Oomycota; Saprolegniomycetes; Saprolegniales; Saprolegniaceae. The transcript has 2 exons. The record is from RefSeq and is a predicted model, not a curated record. The coding region runs from base 1 to 1080 and encodes 359 amino acids.
AUGGUUGCCAAUUCCACGGUCAUUGCCGCGCCGGCGUGGCCCGCCACCAUGACGGACCUGCAGUUCGCGACGCUUGUUGGCCUCCCGAUCGUCUCGCUCGUCGCCAUCUACGUCUUCCUCCGCAUCGUGUGGAAGCCGCUCGCUGUCACCAAGGCCGAGACGCUCCCGCUCCAGACCAAGGACACGGAGGCGAAGUCGCUGGCGACUACGACGCAGACGUUCGACUUUGUGUUUGCGAUCGGCCUCGGCCUCUACCUCGUCGUGCUCCUCGUCCUCACGUACUUCUACCACAUCGACUACUUCACGACGCCGGCGUUCUGGAUCAGCCAGAUCCCCAAGGUGCUCUGCAUGAUGCUCGUGUCGCUCAUCGGCGGCAUGAUCUGCCGUGCGUUCUGCGCCGUCGACGACAAGGGCUACAUCAUGACCAACAAGGGCUCGGCGUUCAAGGUCAACUACACGCGCAAGCUCCAGCACUUCGCGGCGUACAUGGUGCCGCUCGUGAUCCACACGAGCUUCUCCGGUCCCCUCGCGCUCGCUUGGGGCGAUCUCUUCACGAUGGUCGGCUUCUUCGUCCUCAUCAAGCCCAUCCGUGAGGCGAGCAGCUUCUUCAUGCUCCAGUUCAACUCGCUCGACCGCCCGGAAGAUCGCCCGCACACGCUCAAGUGGAUCAUCGCUGGCAACAUCGCGCCCGGCCUCUUCAUCUUGAUGUUCUUCAAGUGGCUCUUCGCCACGAACGGCAACCUCGUCUUCAUCAUUGUCUUCAUCACGGGCAUCGGUGACGGCCUCGCCGAGCCCGUCGGCAUCAUGUGGGGCAAGCACAAGUACAAGACGCGUGCGCUCUUCUCGACGCGCAAGUACACGCGCUCGUGGGAGGGCUCUGCCUGCGUCUUCCUCUCGGGCAUGAUCUUCCCCGCGCUCCAGUACGCCGACUUUGACAACUUCACCCAGGUGCUCACGGCGAUGCUCGUCUUGCCGCCGACGAUGGCCUACGCCGAGGCGAUUGCGCCCCACACGAUGGACACGCCUGUCCUCAUGAUUGGCUGCGGCUUCAUCAUGUACGCCAUCACGACGUACUUGUAAACGACAUGUAUAUGUAGUAACCAUUAGAGAUAUCAUCGACAUCCAAACAAUUAAUACACACGUGCUUGGGCGGUCGA